Messenger RNA from Etheostoma cragini (Arkansas darter), 714 nucleotides. RefSeq names its product receptor-transporting protein 3-like. NCBI's taxonomy places the organism in Eukaryota, Metazoa, Chordata, Actinopteri, Perciformes, Percidae. Bases 108 to 587 code for a protein of 159 amino acids. Gene Ontology annotation, molecular function: olfactory receptor binding. Gene Ontology annotation, biological process: protein insertion into membrane; protein targeting to membrane. The transcript is spliced from 2 exons. The record is from RefSeq and is a predicted model, not a curated record.
AUUUUCCCCAGACUCUAUAGUCAGGAUGAGUCAUUCUCACAAGCUUGCAGAUCAGCUGUCAGUGUCAUGUCUUUUCUUCACUAACUAGGAACACUGGCACUGACAGGAUGGCACAGUCAGAGUGGACAAGUAUUUUCCAGAUGAAAACAAGAGAUCUUAAACAAGGAGACACCUGGCGUCUGGAGUUUGAUGAAAUUAUUGAACCUAACCGCCUAAACCCAGGCUGGGAGCAGUACAUUAGGAACACAUGUGCAAGGUUCAAAUGCACCAAGUGUGGAAGAGGCUGGCCUUCCAACCGGGUGAUGGUGGUCUUUCACAUGUGCCUGACAUCCGGACAUGGCGUUGUCAAAGUUAGGCCCUUCCGUCAGAAUUGCAAGCAGUGCAGCGGAGCGCCAAUGGAUAAGCCCAGCAUCACCUCAGAGAACAUCGACAUCCUCCUGGAGAAUCUGGUGGAGAAGAUAAGAAUCAAAUGCUACCAUGAAGACCUGGGAAAAGAAUACAGGCCUUUUGUUAGCCUGGAUGUCAAAAGUCCCCAUGAGCCUGCUCACUGUGAGGCCUGCAUGGCAGGCAUCUGUACGAGGAAUUGAGCUUGUGUGGUUUUUAAGCCAGCCCUGUUAAUAACUAAGAUUAAAAUAAUUACUUAGAAUAAUUAUAAUUUAUUAGCUCAUAUUACCAAAGCAUUAUACGACUUAUCCUCCUGUUGUUCUGUUUUAU